UCUUGAUUGGAAUCAACUGUAUAAAUAUUAAAAAUAAUAUGAAGCGUAGUUUAUCAAGUAAACCUGACAAUGCUCUUAUGUUUUAGAAUAAUUUGCUAAGCUCAAGUCAUCGCCUAUGCUUCUGUCUAACAAAAUCACUUUCAGUCUCUUUCCCAUUUAAUAAAACCAGUUUCUCUUCCUACGAUAGAAGCAAAGCAAAUCAAAGUUCCCUCAACGUAUUUUGUUCUCUUUCAUGGCGUCUUCGUCUGCUCCUCCUCCUCCUCCUCAAGUGAAACAUCAAGUUUUCUUGAGCUUCAGAGGUGAAGACACACGCAAUAACUUCACCAGUCAUCUACUCAAAGCUUUGAAAGACACGGGAUUGAAUGUCUUCUUCGAUGAAGAAAAACUAGAGAAAGGGGAGAAACUUUCAGAUGCACUUUCUCAAGCAAUUGCAGCCUCAAAUCUCUCAAUCCUCGUUUUAUCUAAAGACUAUGCUUCGUCAAAGUCAUGCUUAGGUGAACUUUCUGACAUUAUGGAUCGCAAGCGUAAGCCCACUGACAAACAUAUUGCUCUUCCCAUCUUUUACCAUGUUGAUCCAUCGCAUGUGCGAAAUAUAGGUGAGACUUUUAAGACAUCCUUUGAAGAACAUGAAUCAAAGAGGCCAGUUGAUGAAGUGAAGCGAUGGAAAGUCGCCUUCACUGAAGUCGGUACAUUAAAAGGGUGGCAUAUAGAAGGAGGCAAAUUCGAUAGAUCUGAAACCGAGUACAUUAAAGACGUCGUUGAAUAUGUUUUAAAAAAGUUGAAUAGCAAUUGCACAAGUGUUUCUGAAGAUUUGGUUGGAAUAGAUGAUCAAAAAAGGAUAAUUUUGGGGCUGAUUGAGCAAGCGGACAGUCGUGUAAUAGGACUUUGGGGAAUGGGUGGUAUUGGCAAAACUACCCUUGCUGAUAUUGUAUAUAAGGAAGUCUCUCCAGAGUUUGAAAGUCGUUUCUUUCUGCGAAAUGUUAGUAAGAAAAUAAAAGACCAGGGGGAUGAAUCUUUACGAAAUGAUCUUCUUUCCAAACUAUUAAAGGAAAAAGAAAUUUGUGUUGAUACCCCCUCCAUAGGAUACCCUUACAAUGAGAGGUUGAACAAUAAAAGUGUACUUCUUGUCCUUGAUGAUAUUAGUGACCCAGACCAAAUAGAUUUUAUGGGUGUUACACAUUUUGGUCCUGGAAGCAAAAUCAUUGUAACAUCCAGAGAUAGACAAAUACUUAACAAUGGAGGAGCUGAUAAAAUACAUGAGGUAAAGAAGUUAAAUGCGAAUGACUCUCUUCAACUUUUUUCUACAUUUGCAUUUAAGCAGUUGAAUCCUGCAGUUGAUUUUCGAGAUCUAUCACGCAAGUUUGUAAAAUAUGCCCAGGGUAGUCCACUUGCUCUUAAAGUUUGUGGUUCUACACUAUACAAAAAGUCUAGAAAAGAAUGGGAAAGCGAGGUGGAUAAACUGAGGGAAUGUGCGCAACCAAAAAUUUUACAGAUUUUGGAGAGUAGCUUUAAUGGGCUUGAUGAGAUAGAGAAGAAUAUAUUUCUCGAUAUUGCAAUCUUCUUUAAAGGGGAACGAAGAGAAAAUGUAGAAGAAAUUCUCAAUUGCUGUUAUAAGGGUGUAGAUGGUGUAAUAAGGAGCUUGCUCGACAAGAGCUUACUCGAUACCAAAAGUUAUUCCGAAAUUUCUAUGCAUGAUAUGCUUGAAGAGAUGGGUAGAGACACUGUUCGUCAAGAAUCUAGAAGACCUCAAGAGCAAAGUAGAUUAUGGAAUCCUAAAGACGUGGAUCAAGUGCUCAAAUAUAAUAAGGGGACUGAUUUAACUAAAGGAAUAAAGGUAUGCAUGUCUCCUACUGAUGUUCGACAGAUAAACCCUACUGCUUUACAGAACAUGCACAAUCUUCGAUUUAUCUACUUUUCUUUGACUAAAUGGGUUGGGGGAUAUGCUUAUGACCAAGUUGAUGAUAUUGCAUACCUUCCUAAUGAGCUAAGGUGUCUUUGUUGGGAUUGUUACCCCUUCAAAUCUUUAUCAUCAAAUUAUAAUCCAGAAAAUCUUGUCAUAUUGAGACUACGAGGUAGCAAUGUGGAACAACUUUGGAACGAAGAUAAGCAUCAGGAUCUUGUUAAUUUAAGGCAUAUCGAUGUUUCUUAUUGCAAAAAAUUAAGAAAGAUCCCUAAUCUAUUACGAGCCAUCAACCUUAAAACAGUUAUCUGUAGUUGGUGUGAUAAUUUGGUUGAAAUUCCAUGCCUCGAUCAUUUGGAAUCUCUAGAUGAACUUGAAUUUGAGGGAUGUUGUAAUCUCAAGAUGUUUCCCAAGGUCCCAAAUAUCUUUUCGGUGUUAGAUUUGUCGAAUACUGGAAUAGAAGAAGUGCCUGAUUCAAUUGGGCAUCUCGACAUGCUUGAAUGUUUGGAUUUGUCACACUCAAAAGUCCAAAGUGUAUCAAGCAAUAUUUUAAAGUUGAAAAAUCUUGAUGAUCUGGAUCUUAGUUAUUCCAUGAUCACUAAAUUCCCGGAAACCCCAAAGAACUUAACGAGCUUAAACUUAAGUGGGACUAAAAUUAAUGAAGUGUCCUUGUCUUCCAACCCUCUAAGUAAUCUUCGGGAGUUGGAUAUGGGCUUCUCAAGCAUUCAAAAGCUACAGUGCAAUAUCGCCCUCUUUUGUUCAGGAGAGACAACAGGUGUUGCGCCCUCACCAAACUUGAGGUUUAAAAGCCUUGGAUGUUUGACAGUGCAUGAAUGCAACAGUCUUAAAUUACUCUCCGAGCUUCCUCCAUAUCUGCGGCAAUUGGAUGCGAAUUACUGCCUAUCAUUAGAAGAAGUAUCUUUCUCAGCGCAACAUCAAGAUCUAUAUGAACUCCAUUCUAGUUUUGAUAAUUUUGACUGCUUCAUGUUAUUCAGCAAUUGCUUCAGCUUGAAUCAAGAUUCAAUUGAUAACAUUGCGGCAAAUGCCAUGCUCAAAAUUAGAUUCCUAGCCAAGAAAUGGGUAUCAAAAUAUCAUCUUCGUCCACCAGUUUUUUAUUCAUAUUUCCCGGGAAACGAAAUUCCAUCAAAUAAGUUCGAACAUCAGAGCAAUCAUUCUUCCUUAACCUUGAAGAUAGCCCCAAAUGGGUGUAGUGGGAGCAGAUUCUUGGUUUUUUCCAUCUGCCUUGUGGCUGACCUCACUGAACUUCUCUUGGAUUGUUCUGAAUUUAUCUGUGAAUGCCAAUUGACAGCUGCUAGUGGUGCUCGUCAUGAAAAGUUCAAAAGUGUGUGGCAAGGCAAGCAAUAUCAUAGCGCAUCGAUGGGGUGCAUGGGUGACCACGUGUUGAUCCUAUUUGGUGGUGAUAUGGUUAAAAAAGACGAGGGUUAUGAGCAGGCAUCAUUUGAAUUCUACCUCAAAUACUUGGGCGAAGAAAAUAUGAAGGUGAAGAAAUGCGGUGUAGAUAAGUUGCUAUACCAUGUUGAAGUUGGCAUGCAUGCAGCACAUGCAGCACAUGAAGCAGCCAAGAAGCAGAACAAGCUGCAAAGCCAUACUUAUGCUGGCUAA
This is a messenger RNA of Gossypium arboreum, 3523 nucleotides long. RefSeq names its product disease resistance protein RUN1-like. The coding region runs from base 233 to 3523 and encodes 1096 amino acids. Gene Ontology annotation, molecular function: ADP binding. The record is from RefSeq and is a predicted model, not a curated record. Gene Ontology annotation, biological process: signal transduction; defense response. The transcript is spliced from 5 exons. NCBI's taxonomy places the organism in Eukaryota, Viridiplantae, Streptophyta, Magnoliopsida, Malvales, Malvaceae.